AUGCUUUCAAACCACCAAUUCGAAGAUCUAAAGCGACGUUUCGGUCCAUCAGAUUUGUUCGCCGAAGACAGCAGUCAGUCAGAAUUCCUAGAUACAAAAGCACUUCAUUCAUUCCAACUUCUCUUGUGUAAUCGUUGUCUCACUUACGAUUGCCUUAUUCACGGCGUUAAUGCAACGGAGACAGAAGUCCGGCGACGUCGUGGAGUAACAAGCGUUGAACCUUGUGGACUUCAAUGUUUUAGGCAUUUGACGAAAGAAAUGGAGGAAGCGAAACGCCGUUGUGCGUCCCCGCCGGAUACGAAAACGAUAAAUGCCAUAUUAAACAUAAAGACAGAAGACAUCAAUUGGACAGCACAGCAAGAAUCAAUGUUCAUUGCUUUACGGCGAACUUACAAGAAUGAUUUCUGCAAAUUAGCUGAAGUUCUAAAUUUAGUUGUAGGAAAUGCACCACCGAAAUCUUGCCGAGAGUUGUAUGCAUAUUCUUUUCGCACGGCACCAAUAUCACCGAGAGCCGACGUCUCACCAAAUUCACCACCGAAAAAGAAAAAGAAUAUGAAAGAUCAACACCGCACAUUUCGCGCUGUUAAAUGGGCGAAAACGGAAGGCAAAGUUGGGAAUACCCAUGUUUAUGAGCCUUGUUCUCACAGUGGGCCUUGUUCAGUGGAAAACAAUUGUUCAUGUGUUAGCGUCGAUAAUCUAUGUACAAAAUUUUGUCGCUGUGGUGAACAGUGUAAAUAUAGAUUUCCUGGCUGUCGCUGUGCACCAGGUUUAUGUCGAACAAAGCAGUGCCAGUGUUUCUAUGCUAAUUGGGAAUGUGAUCCGGAUGUUUGUAAAUCAUGCAAGUGUGAUGUUUUGGAUGAUCCUAAUGUUGCGACGUGCAAAAAUGUAGCUAUGCAACGUGGCUUACAAAAGAAAUUAGUUAUUGCUCCUUCACAAGUUGCUGGUUGGGGUUGUUUUGCAGAAGAAGAUAUUGAAAAAAACGAUUUUAUAUCAGAAUAUUGUGGCGAAGUUAUAAGUCAUGAUGAGAGCGAAAGGAGAGGCAAAAUAUAUGAUAAGUUAAAAUGCAGUUAUCUUUUUGGUUUAAAUGAUGAAAUGGUAGUAGACGCCACCAGAAAGGGCAACGUUAUUCGGUUUGCAAAUCACUCAAAGGAUCCAAAUUGCAUGGCAAAAGUAUUCAUGGUUAAUGGAGACCACCGUAUAGGUAUUUUUGCACGUAGGCCAAUUAUAGCUGGCGAGGAGCUCUUUUUUGAUUAUUCCUACAACUCUUAUCAACAGCAAGUAUUGAAAAAUGAACCAGCAUUACUGAAACUUACAACUCCAAUGAAUAUUUGCGGUGAUAUUAAUGGGCAUUAUCAUGAUUUGCUGAGAAUAUUUCGGUCUUUGCCAAUAGCGGCAGUAUUGGCCAACAAAAUAUUUUGUGUGCAUGGUGGCUUAAUCAAUAAAAUUGAACGUCUUGAUCACAUUAAAAAAUUGGAACCGGAUGAAAAACCAGUGUUGAUGAAAUUAAUGCCAACAACAGGAGAAUCGAAUCGCAAUCUGAGUGAAUCUAUUGAUGACGAUAUUGAUAAUAAACUUAGCGAAUUUGGUGUUGAUUGCAUAAUACGGGGGCACCAGGUAGUAAAUGGCUAUUUGUUAUGUCGUGGUGGUCGUGUGAUAAUACUUUAUUCUGCAUCAUCUUUACAUCAAUCUUUCAACAAUUUGGCAGCCAUUGCAAAGAUAUCUGAAUCACUUGAGGUAUCAUUUAUCAAAUUCCAUCUAUGUAGCCUCAGCAACCGUGACUGCCAAGUUCAUACACAAAUUACUCCAUGA
Acanthocheilonema viteae is the source of this 1809-nucleotide messenger RNA. The record is from the annotation of a GenBank genome assembly. NCBI's taxonomy places the organism in Eukaryota, Metazoa, Nematoda, Chromadorea, Rhabditida, Onchocercidae.